Pantherophis guttatus is the source of this 2914-nucleotide messenger RNA. Its product is annotated as collagenase 3-like. Gene Ontology annotation, biological process: extracellular matrix organization; collagen catabolic process; proteolysis. NCBI's taxonomy places the organism in Eukaryota, Metazoa, Chordata, Lepidosauria, Squamata, Colubridae. Gene Ontology annotation, molecular function: metalloendopeptidase activity; zinc ion binding. Gene Ontology annotation, cellular component: extracellular matrix. The record is from RefSeq and is a predicted model, not a curated record.
CAUCGAACCUGCAAGAUGCAUCCAAAUUCUGCAAUCGCUUUUUUUCUGUUGCUGGGCCUGUCCUGGUGUUUUAGGUUGCAGAUUUCCGAUGAGGAUGAUAGCGACGAGUUCACAAAACAGGAGCUGCAGUUUGCAGAGCACUAUUUAAAGACUCAUUAUAAUCUCUGGUCAAGUCCCGCCAGCAUCUUGAAGUCAGGGGAUACAUUUUCCACCAAACUUCGAGAAAUGCAAUCGUUUUUGGGGCUAGAAGUCACCGGAAAGCUGAAUGAAGAAACCUAUGAGUUAAUGAAGCAGCCCCGAUGUGGAGUCCCUGAUGUGGGAGAGUACAACUUUUUUCCUCGAAAUCUAAAGUGGUCCCAUACUAAUUUAACAUACAGGAUUUUAAAUUACACCCCGGAUCUGAAAAAGUCUGAAGUGGAGCGAGCCUUCCGAAAGGCAUUCAAAGUCUGGUCUGAUGUGACACCACUCAACUUCACCAGAAUUCGCACCGGAGUAGCAGAUAUCAUGAUCUCCUUUGGACGAAGAGAACAUGGUGAUUUCUAUCCUUUUGAUGGACCUUCUGGUCUCCUGGCUCAUGCUUUCCCUCCUGGACCAGGUUAUGGAGGAGAUGCUCAUUUUGAUGAGGAUGAAUUGUGGUCAACCGAUUCCAAAGGAUAUAAUUUGUUUCUCGUGGCUGCCCACGAAUUUGGUCAUGCUCUCGGACUCGAGCAUUCCAGGGAUCCAGGUGCUCUGAUGUAUCCAGUCUACACAUACACAGGGAACACUGGCUUCUUGUUGCCAGAUGAUGAUUUACAAGGGAUCCAGACUCUUUAUGGUGCAGGAGAUCAUGAUCCCCAUCCUGAUCAUCCCAAAACCCCUGAGAAAUGCAGUGAAAACUUAACGCUUGAUGCUAUCACAGAAUUUCGAGGAGAAAUGAUGAUCUUCAAAGACAGGUUUUUUUGGCGCCUACAUCCUCAGAUGGUUGAAGCAGAUUUGGUGCAGAUUAGAUCAUUUUGGCCAGAAAUUCCAACCAAAAUUGAUGCAGCUUAUGAACACUCUGACAAAGAUCGUGUGCUGCUUUUUCGGGGCAGAAAAGUUUGGGCUUUGAAUGGUUAUGAUAUAGUAGAGGGCUAUCCUAAAAAAAUUUAUGAAUUGGGUUUGCCAAAAUCCAUAAAGGUAAUCGACGCAGCAGUCCAUAUCGGUGAGACUGGGAAAACUCUCUUUUUUACAGGAGAAAAAUACUGGAGUUUUGAUGAACAGAAUCAGUUCAUGGACAAAGGCUACCCUAGAUUUAUACAAGAUGACUUCCCAGGAAUUGGUCGCCGAGUAGAUGCAGUCUAUCAGAAAAAUGGCUAUUUGUAUUUCUUCAAUGGACCACUGCAGUUUGAAUUCAGCAUCUGGGAUGAAAGAAUUAGUCGUGUCUUGAGAACAAACUCAAUCUUUUGGUGCUGAAUAUAUUAAACCAGGUUUUGAACUGUGGAAUAAUGUGCUACUCAUGAAAAAUAAUACUGUACGUGGAUUAUUUUUUUUCACCUAAAAGCUUGCUUCUGUGAACAAGCUUAGAUAACAUUAUCACUGAUUUUAUAUUGUAUAUAUGGGACGUAUAGCUAUCAGUCUGGAACUGAGUUAAAUUGAAAGGGUUUAGCUUUUCGUAAUGUAUCAACAUUUUGUAUGGAUUAACACUAUUUAAUAGUUGAAUAAAAAAAAAGACCAUCUUCCUGUCAAGGGCUGACUGGAGAAAAGAAACCCCUUGGGAAAAAAGAGCAUCCUAGUUGGUAGUAGGCAACUUCAGGCAAUUGUUCAAUAAUAAAAUUAAAAAUGGGGCAGGGAGGAAGUGGGCAGAUCUCUGAAUUUCAGAAUCUCAUGAAAUUAAUUGUUGACAUCAAGGAUCAGUCAAGUGAUCUUGAAAAGAUAAAGCAUGAUAAAGUUUGUCAGUGUUCUGAGAAUUUGACUAGUUUUAUUUAUUUAUUUUUUAAAAAGGGUUUUAAUUUAAAUUGAGUUUCAAGCGGAUAUUAUGGAGGAGUAUCUCAGGUGAUGCUUGAUGACCUGAAGGUAAAUUAAUAAAUUUACAGGUAGUUCUCGAUUUACGACCAUAAUUGAGCCCAAUAUUUCUGUUGCUAAGUGUGACAGUUGUUAAGUGAGUAUUGCCCCAUUUAACAACCUUUCUUGACAUAGUUGUUAAACGAAUCACUGCAGUUGUUAAAUUAAUAACAUGAUUAUUAAGUGAAUCUGGCUUCCCCAUUGACUUUGCUUGUCAGAAGGUCGCAAAAGGUGAUCGCAUGACUUUGGGACACUGCAACCGUCAUAAAUAUGAAUCUGUUGCCAAGCCUCUGAAUUUGGAUCACUGAAUUUGGAUGCUGCAAUGGUUGUAAGUGUGAAAAUGACCAUAAGUCACUUUUUUCAGUGACGUUGUAACUUUGAACUGUCACUAAAUGCACUGUUGUAGGUCGAGAACUAUCUGUAAUUUGGGGAACAAAACACUUUUCAGGAUGAUGCCUCAAAUCUUUAGGAUGAAAGUAAGUGGGGGAAGGGAGUGUUAUGAGCCUGUGCACUACAUUUCAGUUUAAAUUAAGACCUCAAACAAUAGGUUUUUUCCCCCCUAAAGAUUUCAUAAAGAAAUCUUAAAGGAAAUCAUGGAAAAUGCACAAUUUAAGAUUAUCUCCAGGGUCCUAGAUUCCUUAGAAGAAUGUCAAUCUUAUUUUUUUAAUAAGAGCAUUUUAGCAAAAUAAUAAUAAUAAUAAUAAUAAUAAUAAUAAUAAUAAUAAUAAUAAGCAUAUUUCCUCAUUUUACAAGGAAAGAGGCCUUUAUUUUAGUUAUUUUUUUCAUUCAUUUUGUAUUUAGUGUAACACUGUCUACAAAUCCCUAGCAUUUAAAAAUAUGUGAAGUUAUAGUUAUGUUUCUUCCUUAUGUUAUGUAUGUGUGUUGUUGUUGUUGU